GGCUCGAACCUCUGCAUCAGCUAUUUCUUUCAUAACGUAGCUAUUUUAAGGACUUGCUAAUAUUGAGCUUCCAUUACCUUAUGCAGGAACGAAUCCUCCUAGGUUUGGCGUUUUUGCGGAUUUUAAUUGCGUUGUGGUCGCCCCGAAAAAGCGCAGUUCGUUUCGCGCUGUAGGAGCUUCGCCAGCUCAAGCCAGAAUCCCACCACUGUACCUACCCUUUCCAUUCGCUCUGGUUCGUACUCCCACCACACUGUACCAUGCAUUUUUCCAAAUGAAACAAACCGAAAAUGUUCCUAAAACCACUGUACCACAAUGAAAGGUCAUUGUUGCAGUUGUUCGUACUGGGUAAGCUGGGGUUUUCUGUGUCUAUCUCGUCAUUAAUUGCAAAGAUCAUAUCAUCUUGACUCCGGUGUGUUUCCUUCCAAUGGGCGACGAAUCCUGGCCUGAUUUUAGGGUUGCGCUUUCAAGGCAAGGAAGGUAACGAGCAUCGGUCGGUUCAGGUCAGACCGGCGCGGAGUGCUUCGGGCGACAGCGGCGCGAAGAUUGUGGCGGAUAUUUUGGCGGAGAAGGAGAGUGCGGGUUAUGGCCGGGAAAGAAGAGAGCGGAGCGAGAUCCGCGGAAGGUAACGAGGGACGGAGGCGGCGCGGUCGCGGGGAGAAGGACAGGGAGCGAGAUAGGGAGAGAGAGAGGGAGAAGGAGAGGGAGAAGGAGAGGGAGAAGGAGAAGGAGAAGGAGAAGGAGAAGGAGAAGGAGAAGGAGAAGGAGAGGGAGAAAGGGCGCGAUCGGGAACGUGAGAGGGAAAAGGACAGAGAUCGAGAAAGGGAUCGCGAUCGGGGCCGAGAGAGGGAUCGCGAUCGGGAUCGGGAUCGAGAUAGGGAUAGGGAUCAGGAGAAAGAGAGGGAGAAGGAGCGGGGGGGAAGAGACAUUGAGAGCGAUUGGGGCGAGCAGGAUGUGGAGGGGAAGGAGAAAGGGAGGGAGAGAGAGCAGGAGCGCGAGCACGGGAGGGAGCGACGGCGAGAGAGGGAUACUAGAGACGGCAGGGAUGGGAGGGAUGGGAGGGAUGGGAGGGAUGGGAAGGAUGGGAGGGAUGGGAAGGAUGGGAGGGAUGGGAAGGAUGGGAGGGAUGGGAAGGUUGGGAGGGAUGGAGGGGAGCAUGGGAGAGAGGUGGAUAGGGAUAGGGAGGUGGAAGGAAGCACGGAGGGGGAGCAGGUGAAGGAAGGGAGGAGGGAGAGCGCGAGGGAAAGGGGCCGAGAGCGCGAGAAAGGCAGUGGAGGCGAGGAGAGGGAGAAGGAGAAGGAGAAGGAGAAGGAGAAGGAGAGGGAGAAGGAGAAGGAGAGGGAGCAGAAGCGGCGGGAGAGGAGAGGGAGGGAGAGGGUGAAGGCGGAGAGUGAGGAUGAGAAGGAGAAAGGGUGGGAGAGGGAAGGGCAGGAGAAAGGGAGAAGGAGGAAGGAGGAGAGUGGGAGAGGGGAGAAGCAAGAGAAGGAGAAGGUAGAGGAGAGGCGAGGAGGGGGGGGAGGAGGGGGAGGAGGAGGAGGAGGAGGAGGAGGAGGAGGAGGAGGAGGAGGAGGAGGAGGAGGAGGAGGAGGAGGAGGAGGAGGAGGAGGAGCAGGUGGCCCACCAUACGACAAGGACGAGAAAGUUCUGGCGUUCCAUGGGAAAUUGCUGUAUGAGGCUAAGGUGCUGAAGCUGGAGAAGGACGAGGCUGGCGACUGGUCCUUCUUCAUCCACUACACUGGAUGGAAGAAGAGCUGGGACGAGUGGGUGGGCACGGUGCGGCUGCUGAAGGACACGGAGGAGAACCAGCGCCGCAAGCAACAGCUGAAGCAGGAGGCGCAGGGGGGCGGCGCCAGGAAGGAGAGGACGCCUGCCAAGCCCAAGGUCACCUCGCCAGACGUACAUGGGUCAGGAGGCAAGGGCCGCAAGAGAAAGGCACCAGAUACCACCCCUGGUUCCACUAGCCGCCGAACCGGCGCCUCUCCUGCUGCUGCUGCCGCCGCUGCUGCCAGCCCUCCUGCUGCUUCUAGUCGCGGUGCUGCUGGUGGUGGUGGGUUGGGGAGUAGUGGGGGAGGGAGACGAAAGAGAAGGGCAGCAGGGCGAGUAGAAGGGGAGGGGGAGGAGGGGGAAGGAAGGGAUGAGGAGGAGGACGACGAGGAGGAGGACGAGGAGGACGAGGAGGAAGAGGAGGAGGAAGAGGAGGGAGAGAGUGGGGGCCGAAGCAGUAGGAGCAGUGACGAGGAGGAGGAAGAGGAAGAGGAAGAGGAGGAAGUGGAAGAAGAGGAGGAAGAGGAGGAGGAGGGACGAGUGGGGGGAAGCGGUGGGGCGCAGAAGGGCGGUGGUGGUGGCGGUGGUGGAGGAGGGGUGUGCGACGUGGAUCUGGCGCUGUUCAUCCCGAACGCGCUCAAGAAGCAGCUGCUGGAGGAUGAGGACCUGGUGGUGCGCCAGAGGAAGCUGGUGCCGCUACCGUGCAAGCCCUCGGUGGCUGAGCUCCUGGCGGACUUCAUCAGCUCCAAGCGCACCAAGCGGCGUGUGAAGGGCAUGGCGGAGGUGGUGAACGGCAUCCGGUGCUACUUUGACCGCUCGCUGCCGCUCAUGCUGCUGUACAAGGAGGAGAGGGAGCAGUUCCAGUGCGUCUUCGCCCGCAUGUCCGCUGCUGCUGGUUCUGGCGGUGCUGCUGGUGGGGCUGGUGGAACUGGUGGUGGUGGUGGCGCAGCAGCAGGAGGGGGCAGAGGAGGUGGUAGUGGUGAUGGUGGUGGGGGGGGUGGUGGAGGAGGAGAGGGGACAAGGGGGGGAGCUGGAGCGGGAGGGGGAGGGGGAGGGGAAGGGGCGAGAGGAGAGGGGGGUGGAGUGUCAGAGUCUACUGCUGCGCCUUCGACAGUGCGGCCGUCAGACAUAUACGGGGCAGAGCACCUGCUCCGGCUAUUCACCAAGCUCCCUGCCAUGCUGGCCACGGUGUAUUUCGAGCAGGAGGCGCUGCACCAGCUGUUCCAAAACUUCAACAUCAUUCUCAAGUACCUCCAGAGGAACAGGGCAACCAUUUUUGCAUCCACUUACGUGGAUGCAGCAACGGCGCUUCAGGCUCCCUCAGAAAACCCACAAUGAUAGUCGUGGACUUCCAAAGACUUCGUAGCUUCUGCCUUCUUCCUGUUAGUGGAGCACCAAAAUGGAGGGUUUUGAUUGACGUGGUUGCACUGCACAUGUAAUCGCAGGCUGGUUUCAAUGAAUCCAGUGUACGGUAAAUAAUAGUAAACCUAUUAUACAUGCAAGGGCGUUCGCUGGCUUCGAAUUCAGAAUUGCUUGCAGCUCAGUUACCCCCACCUGGGUGUAAUAGGUACCUGCUGUGAGGGACACU
This is a messenger RNA of Closterium sp. NIES-67, 3349 nucleotides long. Lineage: Eukaryota; Viridiplantae; Streptophyta; Zygnematophyceae; Desmidiales; Closteriaceae. The record is from the annotation of a GenBank genome assembly.